GUUGGAAAAUUAGCUCUCGCCAUGGCUUCUGAUUCGCUUUUUCUUCUCUUUUUUCUUUCCAUCAUAACCCUCUCUCAAGCGAGUGUAAACAUAGACUGCGGAACGUCAUUAUCGGGCAUAGACGACAACAGCAUAAAAUGGGUCGGGGACAAAGACUUCAUCGAAUCCGGAGAGUCAGCCACAGUUUCCUCCACGACCGUCGAGAAAUCCCUCACCACACUUCGAUACUUCCCCACCGGCGAAUCCAACUGCUAUAACAUUCCGGUAACAAAAGGCGGAAAAGUCUUAUUGCGAACGAUGUUUUACUAUGGGAACUACGACGGGAAGUUUUCACCCCCAACUUUUAGCGUAGUGUUCGAAGGGAAACACCGGCGUACAAUAUCGAUACCAUCGGCAUUACCUUACACUUUGGAGCUGAUAUUUUCCCCGGCCAGCGGAGAGACAACCGUUUGUUUUGUGCGUACCUCUUCGUCAUCAAACCCAUUUGUAUCCUCCAUUGAAGCUGCUGACUUGGCCGAUGGCAUGUAUGACGAGCUUGGUUCUGGUGAAGGUUUAUUUUACCAACAACGAGUUGCGUAUGGCACAACCGAAGUUCUAAGAUCGGAUCUUUACGGUAGGUUCUGGCUUCCUUCCGAGAUAAACAUAUUGUUGACAGGAUUACCAUCCGCAGCUGCAUCUAUCGAUACCUCUGAUGCAUCAAACAAGCCGCCUGAGUCCAUCCUCCGUAACUCUUGGAGCGGGGAAAGCUUAAAACUAGUCGACGCCACUCUUCCUACGGAAGGAGUUCCUGUUUAUUUGGCUAUGUAUUUCUCGGAGCCUAUCCAGAUGAGUGUACGAUCAUUCAACAUUUUAUUUGGCAGUACGAAAGUUGGUACGGGUCCAGUUGUGCCAGUGUAUGGAAAAGCUACCCAAGUGGUAGUGAGAGACGUGGUGGCCAGCUCGAGCUCCCAGCUAGUGUUCCAGUCCACACCUAGUGCGCUUUGGCCGCCCAUGAUAAAUGCGUUGGAGCUUUAUGUGAUAAGUUCUGGUACAAGUGGAGACGGAAGCGGAAGCGGAAAUGGAAGUGCAAGCGGAUCAGGAACAGGUGGUGGUGGUGGUGGUGGUGGAGGAGGUGGUGGAUCUGGGAGCGGCGGACCUGGAGGCUCUGGUGGAACUGGAAAAGGAGAAACCGGAGGAAGCAACGAAGGGAGCUCAGGUGGGUCAACAAAUGAGGAAAAGAAAAGUAAACUGCCAAUCAUAGUCGGUGUGGUAUCUGCGGUAGCAUUGGUCAUUAUCGCAUAUGCUAUUGUUGCUAUUGUCUUGGUGAAUCGUCGCAAAGCAAGGCUGCAAGGACUGACAUUGCCAACAUCAACAGCUGCUCAAACGGGGACUGGAGCAUCCCCUCUAUUUGGACAACAGACGGGGAACGAAGCGAACCAGUCUACAAAUGAGGCAGACAUGGGAGAUAUAGACGACCUGAUUGGAGUGAACGACUCGUAUGUAACACAACAUUGAAUAUCAUAUGAUUAUGAUGUAAGUGGUUUUUACCUUCAAUUGUAUGUCUUUCCAAUGACUUUCAUUUUCCUUCUAAAUUUGGAGAUUUCUUUUUGUUAUUUAUGGUCUUCAUGUCGUACGUGUCGCUAAUCACCCUUUUUUUUUUUAAGUCGUUA
Messenger RNA from Eruca vesicaria subsp. sativa (arugula), 1649 nucleotides. Lineage: Eukaryota; Viridiplantae; Streptophyta; Magnoliopsida; Brassicales; Brassicaceae. The record is from the annotation of a GenBank genome assembly.